CUAAUAUCGCUAUUCAACUUUUGGCUUGGCUUUGUUCCUACGAGUAGAAAACUUUCCUAUUAACCUCCAAAUUUGCCUUUUGUUGAGGUUAGCUAAUCCAAAUUCCCAAUUUCUUCUACAAUCCAUGAUUGAUUCCACUUCUGGCUAUUCACAUCUCUCUUCCGAUUUCAAUCUUCAGUUUAUCCAGAUUCGUGAAUGUGUGAUUUGCUUGAUUGAACAAAUUAAUUUCAUCAUACUUUUCCAUCCAGUUCACGCGGUUUCCUCUUUCUUCUCUCCUUUGUGUUGAUUUUAUUCGAGUUUUAGGGAUCAAUAAUCAAUCGAAGAUGUUUACAAGGAUUUUCGGCAAACCUAAAGAGGGAACAACCAGUGCUGUGGCUACUUUGGACAAAUUGAGUGAGACUCUUGAAAUGUUGGAGAAAAAGGAGCAGGUUCUUACGAAGAAAGCUGCUGCUGAGGUUGAAAAGGCUAAGGAGUUCACCAGAGCAAAGAACAAGCGUGCUGCUAUAACAUGUCUGAAGAGGAAGAGAUUAUAUGAACAACAAAUUGAGCAGCUUGGAAAUAUGCAGUUGCGAAUCCAUGAUCAGAUGAUAUUGCUUGAAGGGGCUAAAGCAACAACUGAAACUGUUGAUGCUUUAAGGUCUGGUGCAUCUGCUAUGAAGGCUAUGCAAAAAGCAACAAACAUUGAUAAUGUUGAUAAAACUAUGGAUGAGAUCAAUGAACAGACAGAGAACUUGAAACAGAUACAGGAAGCUCUCUCCGCCCCAAUUGGUGCUGCGGCUGAUUUUGAUGAGGAUGAAUUGGAAGCAGAACUUGAAGAGCUAGAAGGUGCUGAACUGGAGGAGCAACUUUUACAGCCAGCUACUACUGCUCCUGCCGCACCCGUGUAUGUUCCAUCCGGAAAACAACUGGUACGCCCGGCACCUCAGAAGCAGACUGCUGAAGAGGAAGAGCUUGCUGCUUUGCAAGCUGAGAUGGCACUGUAGAGAGUUAUUUUGGGAAUGAAAGACAGCCAGACAGGUGGGGUCCUCAACGGUCACCAUGGAUGUAGCUGUAGCCUGUAAUGCUAAUAAGCUCGAUUGACUAUUAGUGCUGGAAGGUUAAUUUAUUACCCCAAUCUUGGAUUUUUGGUAAUAACUAAUAACCUAAACUUGUACAGAUUCUGUGAACAACUUGUUCUCAUUGUAAUUUUUUUUUUCUUAUAAACACUGUAAUUUUUCUGUCAACCUUAUUAUUCUGUAAUGAGUCUAAUAUUGCAUAUUAUAUUAUCUUAUCAUAUUUUCUCUAGUC
Molecule: messenger RNA, 1287 nt
Organism: Amaranthus tricolor (Joseph's coat)
Lineage: Eukaryota; Viridiplantae; Streptophyta; Magnoliopsida; Caryophyllales; Amaranthaceae
Product: vacuolar protein sorting-associated protein 32 homolog 2-like
Exons: 7
Coding region: 324-983 (219 amino acids)
Biological process (GO): late endosome to vacuole transport via multivesicular body sorting pathway; vesicle budding from membrane
Cellular component (GO): multivesicular body; cytoplasmic side of plasma membrane; ESCRT III complex
Source: RefSeq, a predicted model, not a curated record